Molecule: messenger RNA, 531 nt
Organism: Porites lobata
Lineage: Eukaryota; Metazoa; Cnidaria; Anthozoa; Scleractinia; Poritidae
Source: the annotation of a GenBank genome assembly
AUGCUGAAUGUUUUCAAGAUAUGUUUCUGUUCGCUCGGUUUGUGGGGACAUCAGUUGUGGAACUAUAUACCUCGUGUUUUAUUUACGCUAGUUUGUAUCUUUCAAACUAUCUACAGGUUAUUUAUCUAUUUUGGUUGCGUAGACUUCGACUGUCACUUUAUGCAAAACUCAACAUCCGAAGCUAAGUCGACGCAGGUUCAUAAAGAUGACGUCUCAACUGGCAACGCAGUUUUCUCCGUAGCUUCCUUUGCGGCCGACUUGUCCUAUGUUGUUUUAGUUUGUUCUUUUUUAGUGGCCAAACGGAUGGACUCAGCGUUAGUGGCCCCAUCAGAGACGUUAACGAAGGACCUCAACAACACCGAUGUAACUUUGUUAUUUUUCACUUUCACUUUCAUUAACACGUCGCUUUUGUCUUUAGCGGUCUCAUUUUACCUCUUGCCAUCAAGCAACGAGAUGCGAAAUCGCAGGGACAGCGGGGCAAGUAUUGGUUCAUUGGACAUCUAUCAAUACUUGUCACGUUUUCGCAGUUAG